Molecule: messenger RNA, 6187 nt
Organism: Sorghum bicolor (sorghum)
Lineage: Eukaryota; Viridiplantae; Streptophyta; Magnoliopsida; Poales; Poaceae
Exons: 3
Coding region: 4312-5862 (516 amino acids)
Source: RefSeq, a predicted model, not a curated record
GAGACUUGACAAACUCCAUGUUUUGCUAAAGAUAAAAUGCAAAACAAUUAAAGAUACUCUAAACGGUGUUAGUCAGGGGUAAAAAGAUCGUUUUACCCUGGCGAAAGAUAAAGAACUCUAUUUUUUGGGCCGUUGGAGCAAGCGAAGAAGGCUCAAGACUCUUGGCCGGUUGGCCCGGCGCCCCGGCAUAUGAGGAAGAGAUGCAGCAGGCAGGCAGACUCUCCCAACCUGGGCCGCACGGCCAUGGCGGCGGUACACGCUGGGGCGGAGCGGAGAAUGGCGGUCGGAGAGGAGAGAGAGACGGCACCAAUGGAGGAGGAGCGCGAGCGAUUUGCUCCCCACCUCACGGGGCAGCCUCCUCCUCUGCCUACUGCUCUGCUUUCGGAAACCAGAGUGCUUCAAUCUUUUACCUCUAGAUCUGGACAUCUUGGCUAUUUGGGAAUCGGAUCAAUCGGUAGUACAACAGUAUAUUCUUAUCUAUGCACUAUAUUAUUUUUGGAAUAACAUAUAUAUACAGAUAGUUCUUUUUUUUUCUUUUUCUUUUCUUUUUUGUCGUGUACUACAGUUUCAUGCAUCCAACACUGUCAAUUUUCACUGACAGUUGUCUGUUUUAACCAACUUUCAUGGCAUCAAUCAAUCAAGCAAGCAAGCGAGGGGAGACAUGGAAAAAUGUUGUGAGUUAAUCAGACAUCAGUGAAACAGUGCGUGGCAAGAAAUAUGAAUUUGCAGAGACUUAAUGUUGGCUUCAUUUACUAGAAACUGCCACUGCUAGCCAGGACUCGCAAAAGGAAGUUCCAAACUCAUUGUCCACUGCUAACCAAGACACCUGAAUAGGAAUUCCAAGUGGCGUACGGUUUAAGCAUCUGAUAGGCCAAGGCCUUUUAAAAUAUUCUCAAGUUGCACUCCACGUUCUUUCCCUGCCGUUGGUUUAUCACACCAACCUUCAUUCUUUGUUUUUUCCAGACUCGUCCUACUUUUCUCUACUCGGUGCAAGUUGUCCUAUUAUAUAUCCAAAUGUGUAACAAAGUGCAGACUCUCAUCGUUAGCUUUUGUGGGACUGCCUAACCUCCAAUUAUUGGACUCCCCUACCUCAUUUUUCCCCUUCAAAGUCUUUGAUAUCACUGAAUUCUCUUCAAGCGGUCAUCUUUAUUUGGAUAGCUGUCCAUACAUACAAAGGAUAGCUGUCCAUGUGGUUUAGUCUAAGAGGGAAGGGAUACCGCAGAUCCUUGAAUCCUGAUGGCGGAGGUUGUCAGCUCUGCACUUGUCCAUGAGACAGUCAGCCAACUUCUAUCCAAUCUGGUUCAGAAAUAUGAGGACAAGGAGGAAUCGAGUGCGAACAGAAAUCUGGAGAGGCUAGAGAUGGCGCACAUCAGGCUGGAGGCUGCUCUCGAGACGUCAGAGAAGUGGCAGAUCACUGAUGCAUCCUUGUUGCGUUGGCGCAGGAAGCUGAAGCGUGCUGCUCAGGAGUGUGAUGACACGCUGCAUAAAUGCAAGCAGAGGAUCCUAGAAGACGAACAGACAGAGAAGGAGGUGAGGAUGUCCUCGUUUCCUGUACGUAUAGCGCAUACUACCAAGUCAUUUGUUUUCUCCAUCUUUGGCCCCAACAAAGACGAGUCGAACAGCUCCACUGUUCGAAGGUUUGAGUGGUUCGCAGAUGGUGCUAGCGAGUUUCUCAGAUUACUAGAGCUUGGUGGCAGGCCACGCCACCACAUGCCCUUUGACCCUCCUGUUAGGCAUCUUCUGAAUGGCAAGAAACUACAGCACAAAAUCAUUCAGGCAAACAAGCGUACUUUGUUUCUACAGUGGGUGCCCUAUAUCAAUGCAGACUAUGGAAUAGAGGCUAAAUUCAUCCUUAUGCAGAAAGAUGGUAAUGUAUCCGAGGAUGACUUUUUCUUUUCAUUAAUGCUACAGCUUUCGGAGAGUACAGACGUAGUAGGGAUCGCAAUUAGGUGCCUACAGCUAUAUGCCCCUCUUUUCAAUUUCAAGUCUGCAGUUGAAACGGUUAGGAAUAAACUUCUGCAACUACCUACAGAAGAUUUCUCAUGGGUACCAGAUAUUGAUACCCAUCACAAAGAACAUUGGGAUAUUCUUCACAGGUUUGGCACUGAUUGGUUUCGCCCAAACCCACUGUGUUGCAAGAAGCAUGAUCACCACAAGCUCUGUCAUGGUACUAGAAAGUUUAGCAAGUCAAGAUUACCAGAUGUUUUUCUGGAACCAGUUAUUGAAGUACAUCUGCAGUGCCAUGUCUCAGUCAUGGACUGCAACCAACAUAGGUCCUUACUGUCUGAAACCAAAAAUUCUCUGCAAGAUUCUCCAUACCUGAAAAUUGGACUCCUAUUUACCCCACAUGGAUGUUUAGAAGACAUCCUAGUUGUAGAUAGAACUCCCACAAUACCGGCGAUCUACAGCGAGGAGCAGCAUUUCUUGCAUAGAGACUUUACCUUGGGACAACUGGAAGAGACCAUGCUGCCAAAGGCAAUAGAUUACUUCUGCAAGAAUGAUGAAGCGGCAGUCUACCAAAUGCUUUGGAAAUUAAAACAUGGCGCUGCAUAUAUUCAGGUCGAGAAGACAAGCAUGACCACACAGAGAACAAGCAUGAGGACUUCUCAGGGGCCUAGGAGAGGGAAGCUGUUGCAAUGGCAUGAUCAGGAGAUAGGGAGACAGGCAAGUACGAUCUUUCAAUUUCUCAACCUGUGGGUUGCACAUGCGCCUGUCCAGCUGCAGGGCACGAUUGUCGACUGGAUUCAGAAAGAAAAGGAAAGUCAGUUAGCAGCACUGCAGCUACAUCAGAAAUUCCAAACCAUGUAACAUGGAUGGAUAAGGGAAAUGAGGAACACAAGACUGGAAAUUGGAUGUUAGGAACAAAUCAAAUAUUUGGAGUUAUUAUUAAUAGCUGAGCAAAAAUAUGUGGAAAAACCAUAAAUGCUCCAAACAAAGAGGCAUGAGGAGCAAAGCCAUAGCAUGUAGAUCACAAACUGACAAUUAGAAAUACUAUAUGUUGAGCACAUAACUGUUUUUUAGUGUCUUAUGGUGCCGAGUAUUUUUCUCUAGCUGAUCCUAUGCUGACAUAGUUUUACCAUCAUAUAUCAACUGUAAUGUGUUUUUAAGAGAUGUGUAAUUAAUUUCUAUUGACUUUUAAGAGGGUGGUUAUGGACCAUGAGCUAUUCCAUUCCUUUUCAGAGAAUUUUAGAAAAUAAUGCUCUUUUGCUACCAUGCACUCCUCUUUUGUUUUGUUCUAACUUCUAACAGAUUGGUGUAAUGCUCUGUCUCCCCCAUGUUCUAAACUCUGACACUAAAUUAGUCUUCAGUGAGGGCAAUGUAUUCAGGUGGUAAUCGUUUUACCAGUUGUUGACCGUAAAAAAAAAAUAUGUAUUUCAUUCUUGGUUGGUAAUUGCAUCUGCCAACUUUAUAUGACUGGAAUUUCUCCAUUUGAUAGUAUUUCACUCUGUGCCUGAUGAUUUCUGAAAGCAGAUGAAACUACAGUUUCCCCGUGCAAGGUUUGGGUGUGAUAUACUUUUGACGACUGUUUUGCUUUGCGCCUGCUGUUUGACUGUUCUCCAUGGGCGUGCCCGCGGUUUUUCAGCUAAAAAAAUGCGGAGAACCGCAGCGCACUGCAGUUGUCUAGUCUCCAAAACUGCAAGUGCUUCCUCUCCACCAAAUGCACCACUCUGUCCUAGACGUGCCGUGCUCUCUGACUACCCAGGCGAAGAGGACGACGACUAAAAUCGGAGGCAUGUGCAGGGAAUUCUGGAAGCUUGUCCAGUGCCUUGGAUUUGUUCUCAGGGAACUACACAUAGGAUAUUUCCAUGAAGCACGGAAGCACCCAGUGCCAUUCUGUUCACAUGGCUAAUUUCCUAUAGUAUGCUCUCCUAUGACUUUGCUAGUAAGUACUGACGUGUAGCUUCAUCUGGUACAGACUCUCCAAACACCAUGACUUUGCUGAAUGCCUUUUUCAUUCGUGCGCAAAGUAGAAGUGCUCAGGUUGCCAUUUGCUUUGUUGUCUGGUCCUGGGUCAAAUAUCACCCCACCCACCAUUUGAUUUUCUUGCACAAACACGUGCAGACCGGCAGAUUCUCAUGUUUCUGUUAAGUCAAAGAGAUAAUUUUUUUAGGCAUGAAUUAAGCCAAAAAGCAAUAAUUAAUCAGUACUUUCCUUGUGCAAACCAACUCUUGUCAUUACCAGUUGUUGACUUCUCGACGUCUCUUUCCUCUGAAAAUCUUGGGCAUCACAUAUACACUUGCGACAACUCCUCACCACUUCCUUGUACAUCAAUUGAGGGGAAGGAAUGCUAGAAAUACUUACUGGAUCCUAAUGACUGAGAUGGUCAGUUCUGUGGUUGUCCAGGAGACAGUUAGCCAAAUUCUAUCCGGUCUGGUUCACAGGUAUGAGGGCAAAGAAGACUCAAAUCCAAAUGAUAACUUGGAGAGGCUUGAAAUGGCACAUAUCAAGCUGGAGGCUGCUCUUGAGACAUCCAGUAAGUGGCAGAUCACUGAUAAGUCGUUGUUACGUUGGCGCAAGAAGCUAAAGCGGGCUGCUCAAGAGUGCGAUGACACACUGUAUGGAUACAAGAAGAUAAUCCUUGAAGAAGAACAGAUGGAGCAGGAGGUGAGGAAUUCUUCCUUUCCUAAACGAAUAGCACAUGCUACCAAAUCUUUUAUUUUCUCUGCCUUUGGCCGCAAUAACUAUGAGUCCAGCAGAUCUGUUGUUAGAAGAUUCGAGUGGUUUGCAGAUAGUGCAAGUGAGUUUCUGAGAUUCAUAGAGCUUGGUGGCACACCAUCCCGUCAGAUGUCAUUCAACUCUUUUGUCAAGCACCUUUUUGCAGGCAGGGAACUACAACAUAAAAUUGUCCAUGGAAAUGAGUACCCUUUGUUUCUACUAUGGUUGGUGCCCUUUGCUACGAAAGAACAUGGAAUAGAAGUUUGCCUGGUAUUUAUCAAGAAAGACAGACAUACACUAGAGGAUAACUUCUUUCUUGGUGCAAUGCUGCAGAUAUCAGAAAGCACAGACAUUGUUGGGACCAUAGUGAACUGCCUGCAGCUCUUCCCUUCUUAUUUCCAGCCUAUAGUUGAAACCAUCAAGAAAGAGCUUACUCAGCUACCUACACAGGACUUCUCAUGGGUGCCAUAUGUUGAUCUAUGGCACAGAAAACACUGGGACAAUCUUCAUAGUUUUAGCACUCAAUGGUUUCGUCCAGACCCAUUAUGUUGCAAGCAGCAUGAUCAGCAUAAGGUUGGCCAUAUUAGUAACCUAGGCGAGGUAGAUGCUUCUCUGGAUUCAAUUAUUGUAGUAAAUUUGCAGUGUCAGAUCUCACUAUCCGAGUACAAUAAACAACGGACCUCACUGUCUGAACAUAAAUAUUCUCUGCGCGGUCAUCAGAAGCUGAAAGCUGGACUCCUCUUUACUCCCCAUGGUUCUUCAGAAAACAUGCUACCUGCGAAUAGAAGUUCUACAAUGGCGCCAAUAUUCAGAAGGAGAAGGGGACAACAUUGCGAGCAUACUGACAUUACCUUGGAACAACUGAAAGAAAUCAUACUGCCAAAGGCAAUAAAUUAUUUCCAACAAAACACUGAAGCGACAGUCUACCAAAUACUAUGGAAGGCUAUACAUGGCACUGCAUACAUUAAUUUUGGAAAGCCAAGCAUGGAAGCUCCAGGUCCACAGAGAACUUUUAGGGGAGCUAGGAAAAGAAAACUGGUGCAACAAAAGGAUCAGGAGCUGCAGCAUCGGACACAUAUGAUCUCUCACUUGAUCGACUUAUGGGGUGCACAUGCGCCUCUUCGGCUACAAGGCUUGAUCUUGGACUGGAUUCAGAAAGAAAAGGAAAAUCAGUUAGAAGCACCAGUGAACCGCUGCUGCACCUGAAAUUCUAAAUCAUUUAACCUGGAGAGAUAACCGUAACAGAUCAAAGGUUGGAUUACUACUCAGAAAAGAGAGCAAAUCUAUCAGAAAAAACAAAAGUGCAGAUAUAUUGGGAGAUAUAGUUUGGGUCAAAUGCUCUGUGUUUCCAGUGAAGGUCUUAAAUUGUUGGUCUUGAAAUUAGGAACUACUACUAUAAUUCUACAUUAGGAACUUAUGGAAGUACAGCACAUCACUUGAUCUCAGUUUGAGUUAUGCAUAUAUGACCAGCUGAUCAAGUGAUCAUGUAAUGGGAAUUACUUGGGAAUAAAAAGUGAAACCUGUUUGUAAC